AUGCUUAAUAAACAGUCGCUUUUCAACCUUGUGAAGGAUGCUCUGAAGCGUCGGUCGCUACGUUCAUUCGAAAAAAUACAGGAUUCAUUUGACCACCAUCUGAGGUUAUCGUUGGCACUUGUCCGUCUACCUAGCCCUGCAAAAACUGCACAAUCGGUAGAGGAUUAUGCGAAAAGGCAGUGUCAGCGAUAUGGUUCAAAUGAUCAUCUCGACGUGGACGUUUUGAGGCCUUUUGAAAUCGUCAUGGGUUUCCAGCUCUUGGCGUUGAGGUGUUCUGCCAUGGGCUCUUCACCCAAAUGCAUUGGGGAUCUGCAGCAGCUUCGGGGACGUUUACAUGCAUUGCUAUGCCUAGCAUGGUAUAACAUCGAGGGGUUUGACUUUGUCAAAUUGUCUUUAAUUAUGAACUCACUGGCCAACAUAGUACACAGUGGUUGUCUGGACGUGGCAAUUUCCGCUUCUUCUACGCAUGAAGAUCAGAUUUCCUGCUCGAUUACCAACAAACAGGCCCCCCAAUAUAUGGACAAACUUGGUUUGGCCCCCCUGAGUGAUUCGUUGGGUGAUAAGGGUAUAAGCUGUGCUUUCAAGCGAUUUCACGAGCUGGUGGAGUCCAGAGUGAUUUCGUCACUAUGUGUCAAUGCGUGUUGCGGCAGCGCCACAGCGCAAUCAGAAACGUCUCUUGGUUACGUCGAUGGUCACAGCAUAUGCAUGAUACUCAAAUACUACGCUUCACUCAGGACCGCCGACAUAGUGACAGUAUAUGCCUUGUGGCUAUGGUUACUGGACCAAACGGUGAUUAAACUGACGGACAAUGUGAACAUAGUGAUUUCUUUAAGUCGUCUGGCAAAUGCUGACUUGUACAAAGCCUUUGACGCGAGUCAUACGCUUUUGGACAUCGCCGAUCGACUAAGAGAUCAUUUGUCACAUACAACACUGCCUGAUGCCAUAAAACGUAUGGUUAAAAUGUCAUCUGUCGCUCCAAAUGUUGAGCACAAAAGCGUGAUGGAGCUUCUGCUUGCCACUUUGCUGGAUAAGGACAGUGUAGGAGAUGCAAGCUUUGAAUCGCUACAGUUAUACAUGAAGGCUUUGAGAGCCUUAUCACACAAUGGCGUAGGAUUGGAACUUCUCAACCGGAUGGGAUGUUCCGCCCUGGACCAUGCUACUUCCACCAUACGUACCGCCGGUGAACCUGCAGCGCAUAAGUUCCAAUCUUAUGCAUCACUUUUGCAUAACAUCGAGCUCUGUAUGCAUGGAGCGCAAGUCCUUGAACCGAAGGACGUCGAGCUCUUUUUUCUAAACGAUGAGGUUCGAAAAUUUACCCUGAGUUACUUGGCCAUUAUAUCUAAGGACCCGUCGGCAGUGCCGACUAGGUCGCUAAGCGCGCUUUGUAGUUUUGUAAACACAUUGUGCACAAAUAGGAGUCUAGAACAAGAUUCGUUUUUAAUACACCUCCAAAAAACUCUUGGAGAGCUCAUGCCAGUAGUCCAUCGGGCUGCCCAUGACAUUUCAAAGAACGGGGAUAUUUUCGAGAAGCGUGACCUUUUGGCUGAUAGCAGUAAAACGGAAUGA
Molecule: messenger RNA, 1566 nt
Organism: Babesia sp. Xinjiang
Lineage: Eukaryota; Apicomplexa; Aconoidasida; Piroplasmida; Babesiidae
Exons: 1
Coding region: 1-1566 (521 amino acids)
Source: RefSeq, a predicted model, not a curated record